Messenger RNA from Xenopus laevis (African clawed frog), 3637 nucleotides. It is a transcript of the gene slc1a3.S, whose product is annotated as solute carrier family 1 member 3 S homeolog. Bases 223 to 1851 code for a protein of 542 amino acids. Gene Ontology annotation, molecular function: L-glutamate transmembrane transporter activity; symporter activity; glutamate:sodium symporter activity. Gene Ontology annotation, cellular component: plasma membrane; membrane. The record is from RefSeq and is a predicted model, not a curated record. NCBI's taxonomy places the organism in Eukaryota, Metazoa, Chordata, Amphibia, Anura, Pipidae. The transcript has 10 exons. Gene Ontology annotation, biological process: D-aspartate import across plasma membrane; neutral amino acid transport; L-aspartate import across plasma membrane.
AUCCCACUUUCUUAAGUCAGAGAGCAGCAGUAAAGUGAAGGUUUGAGUUCACAUAAUCACUGUCCUCCCUGUGCUUCUGCUGCUAAACACUCCACAUCCCUCAGCUCCUGUUUCCCUGUCUGGAUAAAGUUCUUGCUACUCAGCCUAGUCCCUUUCAUCAUCCACUGGAAGUUUUAGCAGCAAUUUAAUCCCAACAAGAGGCAUUUAAAGGGGAAGAAGAAGAUGACUAAAAGCAACGGGGAAGAUCCACGUUCAGGGAACAGGAUGGAACGCUUCCAGGAAGGGGUUCGCCAGCGUUCACUGAUGGCCAAAAAAAAGAUGCAGAACAUAACAAAAGAUGAUGUGAAGAGUUUCUUCAAGCGGAAUGGCUUUGUUCUUUUUACUGUCUUCGCUGUCAUUAUUGGAAUCAUCCUGGGAUUUUCUGUCCGAAAGUAUCACAUGACGUUCAGAGAGAUCAAGUACUUCUCCUUCCCAGGGGAGCUGCUCAUGAGAAUGCUGCAGAUGCUGGUCCUCCCUCUGAUUGUAUCCAGCUUAGUGACAGGAAUGGCUGCUCUUGACAGUAAGGCAUCAGGAAAGAUGGGUAUAAGAGCCGUGGUAUAUUACAUGACGACAACGGUGAUUGCGGUGUUCAUCGGUAUCAUUAUUGUCAUAAUAAUCCACCCGGGAAAGGGCAGCAAGGAUAAAAUGCACCGAGAAGGAAAAAUUGAGCGAGUAACCGCGGCUGAUGCUUUUCUGGAUUUAAUAAGAAAUAUGUUUCCUCCUAACAUGGUAGAAGCCUGCUUUAAACAGUUCAAGACAAACUAUGAGAAGAAACUGUUUCGAGUCCCUGUUCCACACAAUGAAUCACUGCUAUCAUCAAUAGCCAAUAAUGUAUCUGAAGCCAUGGAAUCAUUGGUCAAGAUGAGGGAGGAGAUGAUACCCAUCCCAGGAGCAGUGAAUGGAGUCAAUGCCCUUGGACUUGUGGUUUUCUCAAUGUGCUUUGGGCUGGUCAUUGGGAACAUGAAAGAACAAGGGAAAGCUUUGAAGGACUUCUUUGACUCCCUCAAUGAAGCAAUUAUGAGAUUGGUUGCUGUAAUCAUGUGGUACGCACCAAUUGGUAUCCUCUUCCUGAUUGCUGGAAAGAUUGCCGAGAUGGAAGAUAUGGGGGUGGUUGGAGGGCAGCUUGGAAUGUACACCAUCACAGUUAUUGUAGGACUGCUUAUACAUGCUUUGUUUGUUUUACCGCUCCUCUACUUUUUGGUAACACGGAAAAACCCAUGGGUUUUCAUUGGUGGAUUGAUACAAGCCUUAAUCACUGCUCUAGGAACCUCCUCAAGUUCUGCUACAUUACCAGUCACAUUUAAAUGUCUGGAAGAGAACAAUGGUGUGGACAAGAGAGUUACAAGAUUUGUGCUGCCAGUAGGAGCCACAAUCAAUAUGGAUGGCACUGCCCUCUAUGAAGCCCUGGCUGCCAUUUUUAUCGCUCAAGUCAACAAUUAUGACCUGAAUUUUGGGCAGAUUAUCACAAUCAGUAUCACAGCUACAGCUGCCAGCAUUGGAGCAGCAGGAAUCCCUCAAGCUGGUUUGGUCACCAUGGUUAUUGUUUUGACAUCAGUGGGGCUUCCAACAGAAGACAUCACAUUGAUCAUUGCCGUAGACUGGUUUUUGGACCGUCUUCGUACCACAACCAAUGUACUUGGAGACUCUUUGGGUGCCGGCAUCGUAGAACAUUUGUCAAAGCAGGAGCUUAAGAGAGGUGAUGCUGAGAUGGGCAAUUCAGUCAUUGAGGAGAAUGAAAUGAAGAAACCAUACCAGCUUGUCUCCCAGGAAAAUGAAACAGAGAAACCCGUAGACAGUGAAACUAAAAUGUAAAAGACCCGAUCACCUCUUACAUUUCUUCGUCUCAUAGAAACACAGUCAUGCCACUUCCCUCUUGCACUCUGGUGUGAUACCAAGAACACAUACAUAAAACAAAAAGAACUAGCAGGUGCCAAAAUCCCUUAUAAAUACAAAUGUUAUGAUUAUUUUAAAAUCUCUGCCUGCUUAGAUGAAAUAAAUCUGUAUAGGAAAUUUGUAUUAUCACGAAUUGGAGGAGACUAGAGUAGUGGUCAUGGUUUUAUUGGAAACAGAAAGUAACUGUAUUCAGCCUUUACUUGCACAAACAAUAGAUAUUGUAAAAUGUAGGGAUUGUAGCCAAGGGUUUCCAUAUGUUUCUUGUUGUUGAAAACAGUAUGGCUGAUAGCAUCCACCUACAAUUCCAGAAUACAAUUGCCACUUUCUAAUAAGCAUGUUGAUAGAUCAAAACUGCUUCAUAGAAAUCACAGUCAAAACAUAUUUUGAAAUCUGACUCUCCCCGAGUAUUAAAGCAGGGAUCCCCAACAUUUUGAACUUGUGAGCAACAUUAAGAAGUAAAAGGAGUUGGGGAGCAACACAAGCAUGAAACAUUUUCCAGGGGUGCCAAAUAAGGGCUGUGAUUGGCCAUUUGGUAGCCCCUAUGUGGAUUACCAACCUACAUUGAGGCUCUGUUUGGCAGUGCACUUGGUUUUAUACAACCAAAACUUGCCUGGAAUUAAAAAAUAAGCACCUGCUUUGAGGCCACUGGGAGCAACAUCCAAGGUCUUGGAGAGCAACAUGUUGCUCAUGAGCUACUAGUUGGGUACGACUGUAUCAAAGUGUUAUUGCCGCUCCUUAACAAUCUAUAUACAAGAAUCAUUUUUAAGGCAUUUUCCCAAUUUAAAGUUUAUUCUGGCCAUCUUUUAUAACUGUGACAAGUGCAUCCCUCAAUUGUGCCUAAAAUAUUAAAUCAACUAAUGUUUUUACACUUAAAGAUAUACAAGGAACAUGUAUUUUUACAGGACUCCAUACAAGCUGCUAAGUAACCACUUUGUAGGGAAAAAAGAUAAGUCUCAGCUGUUCCAUGUUACAUAUUCUAGCUGUGGAUGUGACACUGGAAAGAAAUUUCUGAAGCCUGACCCUUGAGCUUCCUAAAGUUAGCUCACAAAGCAUUAUAAUGCAAACACUGAACAUUUUUAAACUUGCAGUUCAUCAUUAUGUUUGAUAGAGAACGGCGCUUUUUUUGCCACCCGUGACGUUGGUUUGCAUCUGAAAGCCCAUAAUACAAAUAUUUAAAAAUACACGGACUCCAAUUUUCAUCAUUAAAUCAUGAAUCGUAAAGAUGAACUGAAAGCACAACAAAGCCUGACCAACCUACCCGGUACAUAAAACAGAGAAGACUCACUGAUAACACAGUCACAAUGGGAAAUAACUUCAGAUAUUCAACUGAUGGUCCUAGUGGGAACUUUAAUAACUGGUCUGUAUAUAUAUAUAUAUAUAUAUAUAUAUAUAUGUGUGUGUGUGUAUGAGUAAAGUGAUUUUCCUCUGUAAGUGCAAAGUAAUAGCCCAGAAAUGUUUCUGUGUUCUAGAAUGUAAGGUUCACCUCUUACAUCAGCUCUUGGUCAUCUCUUGGGUCAUCUCAUACUUUGGGCUUGAGAUGACCUUGUCAGGCAAGGGAGGUGGAUGGAUACAAAGGCACAACAGAUUUUACAGUUUUUAUUUUGCUAAUAUGAAUAGAGAAAGAAAUCUUAUCAAUUGUAAUUAGAGAUAUUUUUUAUAAUAGAUACUGUUUACAUGUGUGAAUAAAGUUUAACUUUAGCCAGUG